Messenger RNA from Pogoniulus pusillus (Red-fronted tinkerbird), 6303 nucleotides. It is a transcript of the gene SNED1, whose product is annotated as sushi, nidogen and EGF like domains 1. NCBI's taxonomy places the organism in Eukaryota, Metazoa, Chordata, Aves, Piciformes, Lybiidae. The coding region runs from base 67 to 4443 and encodes 1458 amino acids. Gene Ontology annotation, biological process: cell-matrix adhesion; Notch signaling pathway. The record is from RefSeq and is a predicted model, not a curated record. The transcript has 33 exons. Gene Ontology annotation, molecular function: Notch binding; calcium ion binding.
CCUUUCUGCCGCCAUGCCGCGGUGCCCGGCGUCGGCGUGAGAGGCGAGACACGGGUCCCAGCGGCCAUGUGGAGCCUGGCGGGCUGGGCCGUGCUGGUGGCCCUGGGCGAGUGGCUGUGGGCGGGCGGCCUGGUGCCCCUGGCGGAUUUCUACCCCUUCGGACCAGCGCAGGGCGACGCCGCCACGGGGAAGCAGGAUGACGGCGGCUCCGAGCUGCGGCCCCUCGCCGUCCCCUUCCCGUUCUUCGGCGCGGGGCACACUGGCCUCUACGUGAACAACAAUGGGAUCAUCUCGUUCCUGAAGGAGGUUUCCCAGUUCACGCCGGUGGCUUUCCCCAUCUCCAAGGACCGUCGAGUGGUGGCUGCUUUCUGGGCAGAUGUGGACAACCGGCGGGCAGGCGAUGUGUUUUACCGGGAAAGUACUGAGCAGCCCAUCUUGGAGAGAGCCAGCAGGGACAUCGUGCAGUACUUCCCUGAGUUCCCGCACUUCUCUGCGCAGUGGGUCUUCAUCGCCACCUGGUACCGAGUCACCUUCUUCGGAGGCAAUUCAUUCUCCCCCGUAAACACUUUCCAGAUCAUUCUCAUCACAGAUGGCAAGCUGUCCUUCACCAUCUUCAACUAUGAGUCCAUUACUUGGACCACGGGUAUGCAUGCCAGCAGUGGGGGGGACUUUGCUGGACUCGGUGGCAUCGCAGCACAGGCAGGUUUUAACGCUGGUGAUGGAAAGCGCUACUUCAACAUCCCCGGAUCCCGCACCGAUGACAUCGCUGACGUGGAGAUGACGACAAAUGUGGGUAUCCCCGGGCGCUGGGUGUUCAGAAUCGAUGAUGCCCAGGUGCAAGUGGGGGGCUGCAGCAAUACAACCUCUGUCUGCCUGACCCUGCGGCCCUGCCUUAAUGGGGGGAAGUGUAUUGAGGACUGCAUCACGGGGAACCCCUCCUACACCUGCUCCUGCCUGGCCGGCUUUACUGGGAAGAGGUGCCAUAUUGAUGUGGAUGAAUGUCUCUCCCACCCAUGUCAGAAUGGAGCCACCUGCCUCAAUGGUGCUGGCAGCUUCAGCUGCAGGUGCCCACUGGGCUUCAGAGGUGCCAGCUGUGAGACUGAAGAGUUGCCAUGUGAGAACAAGGUGUGCCAGAACAAUGGGACAUGCCAGGUGGCAAAUGGGACAGCAGUGUGCUUGUGCCAGCCAGGGUACACAGGAGCUGACUGCCAGACAGAGGUAAACGAGUGCGAGUCCAGCCCGUGCCUGAACGGUGGGCACUGCGUCGACUUGGUCGGUAACUACUCCUGCCUGUGCCUGGAGCCCUUCGUGGGACAGCGCUGUGAGACAGACUUGUCCUCCUGCGAGGACCGGAGCUGCCGGAACCGACAGACCUGCAACUACAUCCGCCCAGGCCGCUACAUCUGUACUUGCUCCCCGGGUUAUUAUGGCAGCAACUGCCAGUAUGGUGGGCCCCGCAUGCCCAGUGCCUGCUUCUCCCAUCCAUGCCAGAAUGCAGGCAGCUGCCUGGAGAUGGAGCAGGGCUACAUCUGCGAAUGCCAGGAGGGCUACACUGGGCAGGACUGUCGAGACAAGCUCUCAGAUGGCUGCGAGUGUCGCAAUGGAGGCAGUUGUCUGGAGGGAAACGUCACUGUCUGCCAGUGCCCACCUGGGUUUUUUGGUCUCCUCUGUGAAUUUGAAGUCACCACCACACCAUGCAACAUGAACACGCAGUGCCCAGAUGGUGGGUACUGCAUGGAGUAUGGUGGGAGCUACCUCUGUGUCUGCCACACUGACUACAGCACCAACCACACGGUGCCAUCCCCCUGUGACUCGGAGCCCUGCCUGAAUGGGGGGUUCUGUGAGGUUCAUGAUGACUCGUACACCUGUGAGUGUCCUCGAGGCUUCCUUGGCAAGCACUGUGAGAAAGCCAAGCCACGGCUCUGCAGCACAGGGCCCUGUCGCAAUGGGGGCACCUGCAGGGAGGCGGAUGGCGAGUACCAUUGCACCUGUCCCUACCGCUUCACUGGCAAGCACUGCGAGAUUGGUAAGCCGGACCCCUGUGCCUCAGGGCCCUGCCAGAACGGGGGCACCUGCUUCCACUACAUUGGCAAGUACAAGUGCGACUGUCCCCCGGGUUAUGCUGGCCGCCACUGCGAGAUCGUGCCCUCCCUGUGCUUCCUUAGCCCCUGUGAGAACGGUGCUACCUGUGAGGAUCUUGGUGGGGACUACACUUGCACGUGCCCUGUGGGCUAUGUAGGGAAGCAGUGCCAGUCUGAGGUUGAUUGUGGUAUCCCCAGUGAGGUGAAGCAUGCCCAGGCCUCUUUUAACUCCACCAAGGUAGGCUCACUGGCUGAAUACCAGUGUGAGCCAGGCUACAUCCUGAGCCAGCACAACCACCCCCGUGUCUGCCGCCUACCAGGUGUCUGGAGUGACCCCCCCGAAUGCAGUGAGAUUGAUGAGUGCCAGUCCCAGCCCUGUGUGAAUGGUGGCCAGUGCAAGGACCGUGUUGCUGAGUUCCUGUGCCUCUGUGAGCCAGGUUACGCUGGUCCCCACUGCGAGCUGGAUGUCGAUGAGUGCCAGUCAGAGCCCUGUAAGAACAGUGGGACCUGCCAGGACCUCCCUGGGUCCUUCACUUGCUACUGUCCCAAGGGCUUUGUGGGGACCCACUGUGAAACAGAAAUGGAUGCCUGUGAGUCAGGCCCCUGUCGAAAUGGAGGGGAGUGUGAAAGCUACAGGGGCUCCUACCUCUGCGUGUGUCCAGAGGGUUUCUUUGGCUACCACUGCGAGACAGCCAGUGACCCAUGCUUCUCCAGCCCCUGUGGGAGCAGAGGCUACUGCCUGGCCAGCAAUGGCACCCACAGCUGCACCUGCAAAGUCAGCUACACAGGCAAGAGCUGCGAAAAAGAAUUGCUGCCACCAACCUCAUUAAAGGUGGAAAGGGUGGAGGACACUGGUGUGUUGAUUUCUUGGCACCCACCUGAGGACGCAGCCGCCAGGCAGCUGAUUGACGGCUACGCCGUGACGUACGUAUCCCUCGACGGCUCUUACCGCAGGACAGAUUUUGUGGACCGAAGUCGUUCUGCCCACCAAUUGCGGGCACUCGCCUCCGGCAGAGCCUACAAUAUUUCUGUCUUUUCAGUCAAACGCAACGUGAACAACAAGAAUGAUAUCAGCAGGCCCAUCAUGCUCACCACGCGCACUAGACCGCGUCCGGUGGAAGGCUUUGAGAUCGUGAACGUGACGGCCAGCACCAUCAUGGUGCAGUGGGCUCUCCACAGGCUCAAGCACUCCACUGUCAGUAGGGUGCGUGUCUCCAUCCGCCAGCCAGGGGACCUGGUGGACCGCACCGUGGAGCUGAACAGCAGCGUGGCCAAGUAUACCUUCCUGGACCUGCAGCCAGGAGAGAAGUACAUUGUUCAUGUCACCACACUGAGUGGCCUGGGGACAGAAGACCACCUCUCAGAGAGUCUGGCUAUGACCCCCUUCCACGUGUGGACUAGGCCUCUCCCCCCCCAAAAUCUCACUGCCUCCCGUGUCACUGUCACUGCUGUGUCCAUGGCAUGGGAACAGCCACCUGCUGGCACUGUGGAGGGGUACAUCAUCAAUGUCACUACCAGUCAGAGCGUGAAGAGCCGCUACGUGCCCAAUGGGAAGCUGGUGUCCUACACGGUGCGGGACCUGCUCCCAGGGCAGCGGUACCGCCUCUCCGUGACGGCCGUGCAGAACACGGAGCAAGGCCAAGUGCACAGCGAGCCUGCCCACCUCUACAUCACCACCUUGCAGAGGGACGGGGCUUUGGAGAGACGCUGGAGCCAAGCGAAGCCUAACCCCCGGGUGCUGCGCAACAGGCUGCCCCCAGCUUUCCUGCCCGAGCUCCGCUUGCUCGCAGAUCGUGACACUGCUGAGGAGCCCUCGCCAGCUCCCAGGUUCACUGAGCUGGUGGAUGGCAGAGGGAGGAUCAGUGCCAGAUUUGGCACUGCACUGGACAAAUCCAUCACUGUGAAAACACAGCCAGAGGCUCCAUUGAAGCUGGAGAAUGUGGAGGUGUCCAGCCAGGGCAGUCUGGUGCUGCAGCUGCACAAGUCAAAGAGCAAGAGUGAGGAGCAGAACUGCUCAGUGAGCCCCUGCAGGAAUGGAGGCACCUGCACCAGGGACUCUGAAUCCUACCACUGUGACUGUCCCCCAGGGUUCAAGGGCCAGCUCUGCGAGCUAGCCUGCAAGAAGGUGCCACACUCCUGCACACGGCUGUACUUGGAAACCAGGUCAUUCCCCAUGUGGGAAGGAGGCACCUGCCACUACCUGUACAGGAGAGUCUACAAGGUACACCAGGAUAUCUGCUACAAGGAGAACUGUGAGAGCACUGCUUCUAAGAAGACCACCAACAGAAAAACAAGCAACAGUCACACACUGAAGAAACCACAGAGGCUCAAAGCAGUAGAAGCUUCAUCUUUCCAUAUCUAAGGGUUUUUGAAACACCAGGACAAUCAUAUCUGCCCCCUGGGUUGAAUACUGGGGGACUCUUUAUGCUUGGCAUCAGCCUCUCCCUGCCACGCUCGCAGAUGGAUAGGCAUGCUGAGCAGCAGCUCCCUUCUCUCUACCAGACCAGCUCUGCCCUUGCUCCAGCUACAUCUUCUGCCCCCCAGGAACUAAGCACCAGUGUACCACAGCAGCUGGCUGGCUAUCCCUGAGGGCACCAGCCCUGCUCUUGCCCCCUUGUCACUCAUGACUGAUAGGCUCCUAGCUCUGCUCAGGCACUGGCAGGUCUGAGCCUGGCGCUCUGUCAAAAGCUUCUGCACCAACCAAUUUUCAUAACUCAAGGUUAUAAACUACCAAUAACCCCCAAAUAAAACAGUUUAAUGCAGAUCAAAAAGCUUUAGCUAUCACCUGAGAUGUGGCCCACAAAAAUAGGGUUGAAGACCUUCCCUGUGCAGACCAGUUAGAAAUAGCGAGCAGCUUCAUUGAGCAGUGAUGCAAGCAUGGGCAGUAGAUGGGUAUCCUCAUCUCCUCUACUCUAGUGAGGGAAACUGGGGGAGCUUCUACUGAUGUUUUUUUUGGGGUUUUAUUUGCAUUGUAAACGUUUCCUGUUUACAAUUUAAACCAAAUUCUCACCUCUGAAAUCAACAGAGCACCUAGAAAGAAUUUAAGUGAUCUUCAGGGUGAAAUUUGUCAGCUGAGGUGCAACACCAUGCUUGUUCUGACUAAUCCUCUCUGGGCUGGUGCAGGGUACAGUAUGGGCUUAGUGACAAAGCAAGCUCCUUGUCCCAUUGCCCUUGAACUGCUCCUAGUGUUUGCAUUCCAGCUGGUGCCAAAAUGACAGUGCUGUGUUGCUUGCAGAGAAGAGCAGCAUACAGUGGCUGCCCCACCAGCUGCAGCAGGACAGGGAAGGAAAAAGUGUAGCUUAGAAACAUUCCUAGUUUUUGUGAGUUUGUAUGACAGCGACAGUUAAACAUAGAUUUGUGUAUGGGGUGCACAGUGUAUAUUCUAAAUCCAUACCAGAGAGAUAUUGUAGUUAGGGUUAGAGUCGUGUUUUCCUAGCAGCCUUGGUGGGCAUGGUGGCAGGGCAGCCCUCUCUCCUCCCAGAAGCUCUGCAGGGUGCUUUAUUGUUCAGCCAUGUGUGCCAAGCUGCAGCCUGGAAGAUGCUGAGUGGAACAGGCCUGAGAGUUUUGGUGCUUCUGGCACCACCCUCUCCCUCCCAGGAGCACUGUAAGAGUGCUCAGGCCAGAGAAGUGCAUCCAGCAGGAGCCUGGGAGCAGCAGGAAGAAGGUAAAGCCAUGACAGGCUAGUCAGUGUGAUGCUCCCUUCCUCCAUGGGCUCUAGCUCUGCUCUCGGCAGAGAAUGGAGAUGGACGUCCCUUGUUUUCUGCCAAGGCUGACUGAUCCUGCUGCAGCCCCUCUCCUGCAAGAUGAGCACAGGUGUCCUGCCUCCCUCCCCCCCCACACCUAUGAAGUCAGCCUAGCAUGGAAGAGCAAGGCAAGGGGAAAGUCAGAAUAGCUUCUGCUCUCUGGGAGGGAGAUUUUGGGCCUGUGGUCAGAAAAGCCUUUGCUCCUCUACCUAGUCAGCCUCCACCGCCCCCACCACAGAAAAUGAAGGCAGAGACGGCCCUGCCCUGGGCCAGUCCAGUUGCAGCAGGUCCUGGAGCCUGCAGCCACAGGACAGCAUGGUUCUGUGAGCCAGCCCAUCAGCCUCCACCUCUCCCCCCACCCCCAGCACACCACCUAAUGCAGCCCGCAGGUCUUGACCUAGCCUUGGAAAUAAAUUAGCCCUUCAGGUUUGAGAUUUUUUAAAAAUUUUUAAUAAAAACACUUUAAGGAAACUGGAUAA